This is a messenger RNA of Sitophilus oryzae (rice weevil), 1155 nucleotides long. RefSeq lists its product as uncharacterized. Lineage: Eukaryota; Metazoa; Arthropoda; Insecta; Coleoptera; Curculionidae. The transcript is spliced from 3 exons. The record is from RefSeq and is a predicted model, not a curated record. Bases 205 to 1155 code for a protein of 316 amino acids.
UAGUCUCUGAUCUCAGCGGGAGCACACGCUUCCAUCGGUCUUAAAAAGUGUUUCAUUUUGAGUUGUGCCACUUUUAAUGAUCAACAGUGCAGUGAUAAUCAAGAUUAUUUGUUGUUGUGACAGUUUUGAUGAAAAACAUUACAAACUUAAUUUUAAUUAUUUUAAGUUGUGUCAUUUUAAAAGAACAGUUUAUAACCAGUAAGUAUGCAGUCAGCAGGUCGUACAGCCAAAAUUUUAGAAUUGGCCAAAAGAAAAUUUGAAGUAAACAGUACACUAUUGGAUGUUACCAAUACUAGAAAUGUUGAACAGACUGAAUCCGACUAUGAGAACCAACCAUCAACUAGCGGCUCGCAAAUUUCUGGUCAAACACCCAAUACAGAGAUUUCUAAGCAGCUAUCAUCUAGCAGCCAUCACCCAGAACCAAUUCCCUUUGAAGUUUCUGAUCCAAAAAUAGUUCUUCCACUAGAAUCUGAUUUAGAAAGUGAAGUUCAGACUAAUUUAGCAGAGUCCAUUAGCAGUGAAUAUUUAGGAGGCUCCAAAGGCAUAUCUCAAAAGCAUGUACAGUAUGAUGUAUCGUAUGAAUCCGAGCGCCCUACAGUUUUAAGGAUAUUGAAAAAGCCAAAUUACUUUGUGUCUCCGGUUCAUAGCGGAGAAAGUGAUAUGGAUGACUCAGAUGAAGAUCCAAAUUUUGAUAAUACUAAAACAACCUUUAAUCUUAACCCAGCUUCCGGAUCCAAAAGUUCGACCAGCAACUCAAACAGCAGCGAGGGCGAAGAACAGAAUGAAUACCCUAAUGGCAAAGAAGAAGAAGAGAAGAAAAAAGGAAAGAAAAGAAGAAGGAACUUUGAGAACUGGGGUGUUACUCAAUCUAAAAAACUAAGGAAUUCUGGACAGGCGUAUAUAUCCAGUUCAAAAUCCAAAAAACAAUUUCCUGCAAAAAGAGUAAGACCUGGUUGUGGUAAAAAAUGCAGAUUGCAGUGUGACCUAAAGAUUAAUGAGCAAAUUAGAGAAGAGCUGUUUCGCAGUUACUGGGCACUGGCUAAUUUAGAAAGACAAAGGGAAUUUAUCAUUGCUCAUUGUGAAGAAAUAAAACCAAAAUACCGUUAUUCGAGCACUCAAAAUGUUAGAAAAAUGAAUUUCAGCAUUUUACUUUGA